Coccomyxa subellipsoidea C-169 is the source of this 1424-nucleotide messenger RNA. RefSeq lists its product as hypothetical. The record is from RefSeq and is a predicted model, not a curated record. NCBI's taxonomy places the organism in Eukaryota, Viridiplantae, Chlorophyta, Trebouxiophyceae, Coccomyxaceae. The transcript is spliced from 7 exons. The coding region runs from base 6 to 590 and encodes 194 amino acids.
AUUCAAUGGCUGCUUCCUGGCGAUGCACAAAGAAUCUUCCUUCUCAAUCAAAUGAUAGACAUCUGUCACACCAUCGCAGAUGUCUUCGUUCAACAACGAAGUUGAGAGCGAACUUGUUUUUUGGGGAAGAUGACUUGAGUUCAAGUACAAAUCAGAGCGAGGAGGUUAUCACAUUUUUGACAGCGACAGGGUUCGUGCAGCUGCCCAGCAGACCAUCCUGGCAUGUCCCUCGAAGGAUGCUGACAAUGGAGCCCCUUCCAACGGAGCAGGAGCAGGGACUUUGUGUGGGAGCAUCCUUCCGGAUAGCGGCCACGAAUGGUGCAGACCCCAAGCGCCGCCUCCAUUUGCUGGGCUUCUGCAGAUCGGUGAAUAGCCUUUCCGAGGUGGUGGAAGAUGCCGUGCUGCGCAGAGGCGGCUCCGUCAUGCUGCACCAUGUUGAAACCAAAAGCGGCGUCCAUGAAGUGUUGAAGAUGACCGUUGCAAUCCCAUUGCUGUAUGGCAUCCCUCCGGAAUAUGAGUACCUCAGGUCUGCCAUUUCGUCUGGCGGUGGCAUUGUUGAGAAGAUGUCGCGGCAGUGGCACAUGUAUUGAGACAGGCUUUAUGGCCAAGGCAGGUUCCCUGCUUCUCGGUGGUAGUUGAGGUGAUAUCAGCUCUUGCAGUCAGAUAAUUUCUGUACAUUGGCUGUAUCAGUAAGUGAGAAAAAAGUUGCCGUGCCUAUAGUGUAUGUAUGUACCCAUCUUAUGAUUGAUGAAGAGGUGGCGGAUCAUGUACUGCGCACCAAAUUUGAGUCUGAGUAGCCAGGCAUUGAUACCCUGGGCAUGUACCAAUAGGGAGUUGACCAUUUGCGGCAAGAGGAGAGCUGCACUUGGCUUUGUGUGUGCACUGCUGUUCAAGACAACAGAUCUGCAAAUGACAAUUUUUUGCUUUGCUGUACUGCACCCUGCCCUUCUGUGACACCACCUGAACAGAACUUGAAUAUAUGUGUCCUUCUUUUUUUACUAUCCUUUUCAAUCGAUUGGGCAAGUGAUUCAGAAGCAUCCGAGCCUCCCAAUUGGGGCUGGCACGGGUGUUUCUGCUGAUAUGUUUCAGCCGCGGGCAUGAACAGAGCUGUGGGUAAAUUAGGUGUUGGACAAAGAAAUGAAGAGGAUCGAGGGAGAAGUUGACAGAGAGGUUAUUAUCGUGAUUAUGGUGAUCACAUGAACAUGCAGGCCCAGAACAUGAGCAUCCGGGAUUGGUAAUUUCAGCACUGAGUACUGCAACUUCCUAACUUGAGUUGCCUUGCCACUUUCAUUCCAAGAGAUUUGGCCGAGCCUCAAGGAUUGAGCUCAAGUGAGUGCAUAUUCAUUGUGAAAGGGAAUUUUGAUGCUGUGGCAAUCUGAGGGCGCGUGUGACCCGUGAAAAUUUGAAAUCCCAUUUCAAAUUGC